Messenger RNA from Mustela erminea (ermine), 2282 nucleotides. It is a transcript of the gene NR2C2, whose product is annotated as nuclear receptor subfamily 2 group C member 2. Gene Ontology annotation, molecular function: nuclear receptor activity; zinc ion binding; RNA polymerase II cis-regulatory region sequence-specific DNA binding. Gene Ontology annotation, biological process: cell differentiation; positive regulation of transcription by RNA polymerase II; positive regulation of embryonic development. Bases 393 to 2282 code for a protein of 629 amino acids. The record is from RefSeq and is a predicted model, not a curated record. The transcript is spliced from 15 exons. NCBI's taxonomy places the organism in Eukaryota, Metazoa, Chordata, Mammalia, Carnivora, Mustelidae.
CCCCCCGCGGCCGCGGCGAGGCUGGCGCUGGGAAGAGGAAGAAGAACAUUCGCCCUCCUCCUACCAGCGCGCGGGCGGCGGCGGCGGCGGCACCGGGGUCACGAACUCUGACCUUUCACUGACAAAAACAAUAACAAACCCCCCCUUCCCCGCGACCCCGGCGGCGCCCCCGGGCCCGCCCCCGCCACCCCCGCUCCCACCUCGGCGUCUCGUCUCUCGCCUGCUGCCCCGCGAGCCCGCGGCCCCGGGGCUCCCGCCAUCCGCCAACGCCGGGAGCCCGGCCUCCCCGCGCCCUGCCCUCCGCGUCGGGGGCCGCCCGCCGCAGACACGGGACCUGCUUCGAGGCCGCUUUGGCGCCAAAUCCUGAGGUUCUCUAAUGAUCUUGCUUCACCAUGGCUACAAAUAUGGAGGGGCUGGUUCAGCACAGAGUGGGGACCCAGCAGGUGGCUGAGGUACCACGGACACAGACCUCUCGGCCGGAAUCUCCAGGGAUGACCAGCCCCUCCCCGCGCAUCCAGAUAAUCUCCACCGACUCUGCGGUAGCUUCACCUCAGCGAAUUCAGAUUGUGACAGACCAGCAGACAGGACAGAAGAUCCAGAUAGUCACCGCAGUGGACGCCUCCGGAUCCCCCAAGCAGCAGUUCAUCCUGACCAGCCCAGAUGGAGCUGGAACUGGGAAGGUGAUCCUGGCUUCCCCGGAGACAUCCAGUGCUAAGCAGCUCAUAUUUACCACCUCGGACAACCUUGUCCCUGGCAGGAUCCAGAUCGUCACGGACUCUGCUUCUGUGGAGCGCUUGCUGGGUAAGGCCGACGUCCAGCGGCCACAGGUAGUAGAAUACUGUGUGGUCUGUGGCGACAAAGCCUCUGGCCGUCACUAUGGGGCUGUUAGUUGUGAAGGUUGCAAAGGUUUCUUCAAAAGGAGUGUAAGGAAAAAUCUGACCUAUAGCUGCCGGAGCAACCAAGACUGUAUCAUAAACAAACACCACCGGAACCGCUGUCAGUUUUGCCGGCUGAAAAAAUGCUUAGAGAUGGGCAUGAAGAUGGAAUCUGUGCAGAGUGAACGGAAGCCCUUUGAUGUACAACGGGAGAAACCAAGCAAUUGUGCUGCUUCAACUGAGAAAAUCUAUAUCCGGAAGGACCUGAGAAGUCCUCUGAUAGCCACUCCCACAUUUGUGGCAGAUAAAGAUGGAGCAAGACAAACAGGUCUUCUUGAUCCAGGGAUGCUUGUGAACAUCCAACAGCCUCUGAUACGUGAGGAUGGUACAGUUCUCCUGGCCACGGAUUCCAAGGCUGAAACAAGCCAGGGAGCUCUGGGCACACUAGCAAAUGUAGUAACCUCCCUUGCCAACUUAAGUGAAUCCCUGAACAAUGGUGACGCUUCGGAAAUGCAGCCGGAGGACCAGUCUGCGAGUGAAAUUACCCGGGCAUUUGAUACCUUAGCUAAAGCACUUAAUACCACAGACAGCUCCUCACCUCCAAGCCUAGCAGAUGGGAUAGAUGCCAGUGGAGGAGGCGGAAUCCAUGUGAUCAGCAGAGACCAAUCCACACCCAUCAUUGAGGUCGAAGGGCCCCUCCUUUCAGACACUCAUGUCACAUUUAAGCUCACGAUGCCUAGCCCGAUGCCAGAGUACCUCAAUGUGCACUACAUCUGCGAGUCAGCAUCCCGCCUGCUUUUCCUCUCCAUGCACUGGGCCAGGUCAAUCCCAGCCUUUCAGGCACUUGGGCAGGACUGCAACACCAGCCUGGUGCGGGCCUGCUGGAACGAGCUCUUCACCCUUGGCCUGGCCCAGUGUGCCCAGGUCAUGAGUCUCUCCACUAUCCUGGCAGCCAUUGUCAACCACCUGCAGAACAGCAUCCAGGAAGAUAAACUUUCUGGAGACCGGAUAAAGCAAGUCAUGGAGCACAUCUGGAAGCUUCAGGAGUUCUGUAACAGUAUGGCGAAGCUGGAUAUAGAUGGCUAUGAGUAUGCAUACCUUAAAGCUAUAGUUCUCUUUAGUCCUGAUCACCCAGGUUUGACCAGCACAAGCCAGAUUGAAAAAUUCCAAGAAAAGGCACAGAUGGAAUUGCAGGACUAUGUUCAGAAAACCUACUCGGAAGAUACUUACCGAUUGGCCCGGAUUCUUGUUCGCCUGCCAGCACUCAGGCUGAUGAGCUCCAACAUAACAGAAGAACUUUUUUUUACCGGUCUCAUUGGCAAUGUGUCAAUAGACAGCAUAAUCCCCUACAUCCUCAAGAUGGAGACAGCAGAGUAUAACGGCCAGAUCACCGGAGCCAGCCUAUAG